CAGACAGUCAAGCGAUCAAGCUACUUAUAUAUUCAGUGUCUUGAAAAUUCUGUUACGGGAGCUAUUAGAACUUACAAAAAAUAAUUGAUAAGAUGUUCUCCCUUAUCAUAUCAGGGUUCCUUACAAUACUAUUUUUAUUGCAUUACUUUACAAGAUAUGGCAGAAUAGGAAAUAUUUCUAGUCGAAUUGUUGGACCUAAAGCAUAUCCCAUAAUAGGAAAUAUUCAUCAUUUUCAAAUUGACAAUGAACAACUACUAGAAAAAAUUUGGAAAAUUAAUAAGGAAUUUUCUCCAAUUAACAGAUUGUGGUCAUUAUCCUAUUCAUUAAUAACUAUAAUUCAUCCGGAAGAUGUCGAGAUACUUUUGAAGAGUACGCAACAUCUAGAAAAAACUAUCCCUUACAAAUUCUUACAACCUUGGCUUUCCACGGGAUUAGUAACCAGUGCAGGUGAAAAGUGGCAACAUCGACGAAAAAUGUUGACACCAACUUUUCAUUUUAAUAUCCUUAAACAUUUUGUCGUCAAUUUUAACGAGGAGGCACAAUAUCUCGUAACAUUACUGAAAGAGGAAGGAAAAGGAAGACCGAUUAUCAAAGAUUUACAGGAAUUUUUACCUGUACACACUUUAAACGCGAUAUGCGAAACGGCUAUGGGAAUCUCUUUAAGAGGAACGGGCGAAUUUGAAGCUAAAUAUCGCCAUGCCGCUCAUGAUUUUGGCAAAAUAGUGGUCUAUAGAUUAGCAAGACCUUGGUACUUUUUCGAUACUAUAUUUGCAUUAACGCAACGUGGUAGGCAACAAAAGGAAUUGUUGAAAACGCUUCACGGUUUUUCGAAAAAGAUAAUAGCAGAAAGGAUACUAUUUCACGAACAAACUAAGGGGAAAUAUUUAGAAAAUGUUGAAGAAAUGGAUGAGAAUCAGAUUUUUUCCGAAGAAACCGACGAAAAAAAUAAAAAUCCAAUAUUCAAGAAAAGACUGGCUAUGCUAGACCUACUUAUAGCCGCUUCACUGAAUGAUAAUCAAAUAGAUGAAGAAGGAAUACGAGAAGAAGUCGACACUUUUAUGUUUGCGGGUCACGAUACUACGGCAAUGGCGUUAUGUUUUGCUCUGCUUCUUUUUGCGAAACACAAAGAUGUUCAGGAACGUAUAAGAAAUGAAGUGAAAACGAUUAUGCAACAAAAUGAUUGUAAACUAACUAUUCAAAUCCUACGAGAAUUUUCGUAUUUGGAAAGAUGUCUCAAAGAAUCACUACGUUUAUAUCCAAGCGUUCAUUUUAUAGCUCGUUAUAUAUCUCAAGAUCUGCAGCUGAAGAAUUUUUUAAUCCCAGCCGGUUCAAUCUGUAACGUAAACAUCUAUAACUUACACAGAAAUCCAAAUAUUUGGACAAAUCCUGAUGUUUUCGAUGCGGAUAGAUUUUUACCUGAAAAUACGAAAGGACGUAAUCCUUAUUCCUUCAUUCCAUUCAGUGCAGGACCAAGAAACUGCAUCGGUCAGAAAUUCGCAAUGUUCGAACUCAAAAUCAUGGUAGCUUAUAUAUUGCACAACUUCUAUUUGGAACCUGUAGAUGAACUGGACGAAGUUAAAAUGUCAGGAGAUAUUACAUUGUGCUCAACAAAACCAAUUCGUGUCGAAUUUAUACCUAUAAAAUAAUAGUACAUCUUCUUUAUCGGGAUUGCAUGCAUCAUUUCGAUGGUGUGAUCUAUAAGGCGAAAUUAUCAUAUGUAUAAUGUUGGCAUUCGAAACAUAAUCAUAUCUUUUUUUCCGCUUAUGUUUAUUCUGUGUAUGUAUUUUUGCUUUUCUUUUUUUCUCUUAUUUUGUACAAUUCAUUCUAUCCUCCGCAGUGAUGUAACAUUUUUCAACCUAUUAAUUUUUCCGAUCAAUACUGUUUGCUAGAUUCCAUUUUGCCUUUAUCAUGCCUCAAAGAAAAUAAAAAAAAUUCAUCGUCUCGGAAACCUGUCUCUUCCAUUUUUUUUUUUAUUUCUUUUUUUUAUCGGUAAGUUAGUCCAAUUUCUUAUCACUGCACCAAUGAUUUAAUUAGGUUUUAAUGAAUUUAUGAUAACUAUCACAAGGUAAUUAUAGCGAUAAAAUAUGUAAUAUCGAAUAUUUUUUAUAAAUGAAUAUGUUGUCUUUAACAAAAUAUAAAAUCCAUAUCAGAAGUAUAUAGUAAAUGAAAUACCAUGAGAUAGUGUGAAUCGUUUCGAUAAAAAGUUAAAAUAUGUGAACUAAAGAAAUAAACGCGAAAUUAUUAUAAUAUAAUAUUAGCACAAUCACACCUUUUCUUUUUUUUUUUUAUUCUAUGUAUAUAUCCUUACCCUUAUCUCAACAACCUUUCUUUCAUUCCAUUUAUCUUAGGAGAUAUAGCAGUUUAACAUUGUUAAGAUAUUCCAAUCAAUCAUUUUUGAUCGAUUUACUCAUUUUGCCUUCGUAAUAUUUCGAAGAAAAACAUGAAAAACUCGGCGACUCACAAACCCUAUCCCUUGUUUUUUUCCUUUACAUAUCUCUUUCUGUUACAAAUGCUGCAAAUCCUCUUAUCGCUGCAUC
Vespa velutina is the source of this 2537-nucleotide messenger RNA. RefSeq names its product cytochrome P450 4C1-like. The record is from RefSeq and is a predicted model, not a curated record. Gene Ontology annotation, molecular function: iron ion binding; heme binding; monooxygenase activity. The transcript is spliced from 13 exons. NCBI's taxonomy places the organism in Eukaryota, Metazoa, Arthropoda, Insecta, Hymenoptera, Vespidae. The coding region runs from base 93 to 1646 and encodes 517 amino acids.